GUAUUCAACGAUGCUUACAAACGUGGUUUUAUCGCUUCUACCCUUGGUAGUUCUGGCUAAUGAAAAAGAGUGCAUCAAUUUAAGAGACUAUGUUAACGAAGAUGAAAAAUGCUGUUCUAUGCCGCUCGGAUUACCUGAGGAGUCGUUUGGGGCCUGCGUAAAAUCCGCAGAGCAGCAAGUUCCAGACAAAAAUAUGGACAGCCUUCUCGACUGCGCCUACGAGUGUUAUUUUAAAGGGCUCGGCAUCGUCACUGGUACAACUGUUCAAAUGGACAAAAUCAAAAAGUAUAUGGAAAAGCUGGAAGGGAAUGCCAGAAUAUUAAAUAUACUCGCUUGGGAAGCUUGUGACCAAUCUAAGUCCACACUUCUCAAAGCUGUAAAAUGGCAAACACAUAAGUGUAAUACGUUUCCACGCAAAAUGCAGGACUGUGUCGAGCUCGUGAUCGAUCGUAACUGCCCCCCGAAUCAUUUCGAUGACAAACGUGAAAUUUGUCGAAAACUGCGUUCUGGUUUACCGCCUUGUUACGCAACUGAUCAGAAUAGAAGUUGA
This is a messenger RNA of Uranotaenia lowii, 550 nucleotides long. RefSeq names its product general odorant-binding protein 68-like. Lineage: Eukaryota; Metazoa; Arthropoda; Insecta; Diptera; Culicidae. The transcript is spliced from 4 exons. The coding region runs from base 11 to 550 and encodes 179 amino acids. The record is from RefSeq and is a predicted model, not a curated record.